AUGAUAGAGAGACCUCCAGCUUUCGUUAAUGACGUAGGAGGAAACACGGCCAGGACGGGCAAGCAGGAGGCUUUGCUCAUAACGGGGCAGGCAAAUGCGUGCAUAGCGUUGCAUAGCUUUGUAAAGGGUUUGUGUGUGUCGUAAGGGCGUGAGCGAGGCUAGCUACCCCGUUUGCGUUAUCUGCGGAGCGAAGGUCGGCGAUAAGAGGAGGCAGCAGGGCGGCGCCGGCCGCAGCGAGCUCACUCGCAACCCGCAGCGCCAACUGCCGAAGGGACACCGCCAACGCUCCAACAGCAACACCGCAACCGACGCCCCGACCGCUACGAUGGCUUCCCUUUACAGCAACGACCGCCUCAUGGCUCUGGUCCGCGCCGGCGACGCAGAAGGGCUGCGGGCCGCCCUCGCCGCCCUCGCCGCCGACGCCCGCGCCGACUUCCUCCGUGACAACACCGCCCUUCACUUCGCUGCCAGGAACGGACACCUUUCUGUCGUCCAAUUCCUGGCGGAGAAGGGCGGCGACCUCAACGCCAGAGACCGUGAUGACAACACCGCCCUUCACUUCGCUGCCAGGAACGGACACCUUUCUGUCGUCCAAUUCCUGGCGGAGAACGGCGGCGACCUCAACGCCAGAGACUGUGGUGGGUCAACACCGAUGCAUUGGGCAGGUCGGAGUGGACAUUGGAGGACACUGGAAGCUCUCGCGGCGAGCGGGGCCGACGUGGACCCCGUCUGCAAUAAGGGCAACACGCCUCUCCACGACGCAGCUUUAAAUGGGAAGCUUCUGGCGGUGGGCGCCCUGAUUGGCCUCGGGGCGUCCACCAGCAAGAAGAAUAAGGACGGCAAGACUCCACAGGACCUGUUGGGGACAACUUCCGCUGACAGAGUCUUCUUAAUGGCGAAGGAAAGUGCUGCGGCGGAGAAGGAGAGGAGGAAGAUGCAGGAGAAAGAGAUGCAGAAGAAGUACGACUCGAAAGCGGCGGAGGCGGCCACCCUGCAGAAGAAGUACGACUCGAAAGCGGCGGAGGCGGCCAACCUGCAGAAGGAGUACGACUCGAAAGCGGCGGAGGCGGCCAACCUGCAGAGGAAGUACGACUCGAAAGCGGCGGAGGCGGCCAACCUGCAGAAGGAAAACGGAGACAUCAAAGAGAAACUGAAGGAAAAGGAAGCAGAAAUCAAACAAGUAGAGACCGAGUGCGAGGCCAAGAUGCGGGACACGAACACAGCCUACAACGCCAAGGAGGACGAGGCAUACGACCUGAAGAGGGAGAAGGGAGACCUGAUGCUAGAGAUAGGGAGAAAGGAAGAGGAGAUAAAAAAGCUAGAGGGCCAGGUGAAGAAGGCGCGAAGGGACCGGCAAAGGGGCGAGAGAGAGGCCGGGGCGAGAGGGAAGGCUUCAAUGCGCAAAUCGCAGGCCUUGAGGAACGCAUUGCAACUCUCCAGUCUCAUCUGGAAGAAGAAUCGCGCAAGAAUCUAGCGCUGACGACGCAGAUCGCAGAGAAGGAGAGCGAGCUCACGCAAGCCGAGGCAGAUCACGAGAAAAGGGUGAAGAACCU
Penaeus vannamei (Pacific white shrimp) is the source of this 1553-nucleotide messenger RNA. The record is from RefSeq and is a predicted model, not a curated record. Lineage: Eukaryota; Metazoa; Arthropoda; Malacostraca; Decapoda; Penaeidae.